AUGGAUCAGCUCCGAGAGUGCAGGAAGAUGGGUGGCAUUCUGCUCAUGACAGAAGAGUCGACAAGAAGCCUGCAGCUGAAGCUCCGUGAGUGCUGUCUGGGAAGAACUUCGACCAAACUGGCAUCUGGCUUUGCAAGAGUUUUCAAUGAGGGCCUUCAUUCUGUCGUGGACUUCUUUGAUGAAGUUGACGAAGCACUACGGUUGCAGAACGAACAGAUCUAUACACUUGGCGCCCGCCAGGCGUUGGAUGGCGGGGAUCUCCGCUGGAAAGUGCCAUUUGCGAUUUUCCGCUUACUGAAGAAUGAUGGGGAGGUGAAGAAGAAGCUCUUGGACCUUUCUUCCAGGAAUUUGGUUGAGAUGACUGAGAAUUCCUGUGAAGAGUUGACCGGAGCAGAGUUCCCUCGCUUGCGCUUCGUGGAGAUGCAUCGAAAUGAGGAUGCAUGGGCCGAGCUAUCGCAAUGUCUGUGCGAAGGUUUGCUGUCCGAGGGCUUAUCCUUCACAGAAAGGCAGGAGAAGUUGGGUGGAAUACGGAAUCUGCCGUUGAAGGCUCGUGACCGACUCCGCAGCUUCAUCCUUGACCCAAGUCUGUCUGAUGAGGAAUUGGAAGCAAUCCUUGAGUCCCUUAAGGAGUAUGACAGCAAUCCGUCUUUGGCGGACGCUGCCCUCACUGCCAGAGGACUUUUCGCGGGUGACAUCUUGCGUUCUGCGCUGCACAAGAGACACCGCGUAGAGUUCGGGGUGGACCGCACCACUUGGCGAUGUGAGAUGGCCAUACCUUUCCGCUUCAAGGAUGCCCCCAGCGAAAGGACGGAGUUUGGCCACCCGGAUUUGGCCAUUACUUUGACGUUGCGUGCCUACGUUGAGGAUGGCUUGACCAAAGCCUCCUUUGCUCGGGUUGUCCAAUGGCUGAAGGACUUGCCUCUUGCGCACAAGGCUCGUCAAUACCGACUGUGGCUGCACGCUGCCGCCAGCCCGGAUGAUUUGCGCACUGAAGCUGUGGAAAAAGCUGUUGCCAAGAGGCUGAAAAUUCCACGCAGCGUGGAAGGUUUGACCUUUGACGACGACAUGAUCAACAGUCUUUGGCCAAAGCUGUGCAAGAAUCUGCAAGUUAUCGAGACGCUCUUGGAGCAGUUCGUUUUCCCAAAGGAGACCCGUCAGUUUCCCUUCAAGGUAUCAGCCAGCGCGUGGGAUUUGGCAUUCGGACGCCUGAGGGGCUUCUCCGGAACUGCCGACAACCGGCAGUUGCUGCCCCUGGGAGUGCAGCAAUAUGAAGAUGAAUGGCUGAAACAUACGGAUGGCCGGGCCUUGCGGAGCCUGUGUGAUCCUGAGAUGGGCGGCCCAUCUGCCGUGAGACAGGUCGAGGAAAAGGAGCCGCUGAAGAUUUUGGAGGAGAUCCUGUCGCCGGCAGAUACUCCGGAAGUCUCUGUGCUGAUCGAUUGCGGUGCUUUUCUCACUGGGAUGUCAAAUCGUCAAGUUGCACAAGCUGUGCUGGGCCUGUGUGCCCGGUUCCGCGCUGCCAUUUACUUUGAUGACGACAACCAGGUCUUGGUGCUAGACAGAAAUGGGAAGGAUACGCCUUUGGCCAAAAGCCCACUGCAACCUGCCCACGAGUGCUUCACUUACCUGGACGACAAGCACACAAGAGGAACGGAUUUGCGAUUCGCACCAGCAGCAGUUGGAGCAGUCACCAUCUGCAAGAAGACCACCAAGGACAGGCUGGUCCAAUCCUGCAUGCGAAUGCGUUCGCUUGGCUUGGGGCAAAAAGUGAUUCUUUUUGUGGACACUGAAGCUGGAAGGCAACUGGCAGUGGAAGCUGGACAGCCUGGACAGCAAGGUGUGCCAAGAUCGGUCCCAAGUUUAGGCUUGGUUCUCGCUUAUGUCACAGCAAGGACAGCUGAGGAGUUGAAAUCCGCCAUUGUGCACUGGGCUUUGCAAGGUGCCGCCUUUGCAGUUCGCGUGCCUUUCUUGCGACAUGUGUCGAGUGGCUUCGGGGCUGAGUGUAGGACAUUGGCGAAGCUCUGCAGGGAACCAGAAGAGUUUCAGCUGGCUUCGUAUUGCCAAUCGCUGGCUGCACGUCCCAGCGCGGAAGAGAUUCCCAGGCGGGCAAAGGAAAGCCCGCAACGGAUCUUGAACAGUGCAGACCUCUCUGAGCAAGAAGUACGUCAGUGGGAAGAGAGUGCCAACAUCAUCAUCGAGGAUCAGUUGUCAUACCUGCAUCGACAGCAGCUUCUAUGCUCAGAGGAUGUGCUUGCUACCUCCAUGGAUGAGGAACAGGAAAGAGAACGGGAACAGGAAAAAGAACGCGAAAGAGAGGUUGAAAUCGAAAUGGAAGCUGAAGUUUGUCCUCCAGUCCUUCAAGCUCACAAACGACUUUUGGAGAAGCAGUGGGAGUGGAGCCGUGCUUUACAACCAGGGUUUGUCGCAAGCUGCCUCGGUGGAAUCCUUGGAUGUCCCCGCCUUUUCCCAAUCACAGCAGAUGAGCUGGAACGACGUGGCACGCCUUUACCCCAGCUGCGAGAUCUCAGACAGAUGCCACAUGUCUUUGCCACAGACAAUUUCCUGUCCAGCGUUGAAGUCGUGGAUGCUGAUUGCGGACCCUUGGAGAGAGCACAUGCCGUGCGGCCUGUGGAUGUCUAUGCCUUGCUUGAAGCAUGCACCAAUCAGUCGGUCAUCCUGCUUUCAGGUUGGGAAGCUGGCCACGUCUUGCGGGAGACGCGAUGUCUGAGCAAGCAAGCACCGCAGAGGGCGGCACAAGCAGAGGACUUCCCAACGCAACUCUGCCACGUAAAUGGCGGGAAAAGUAUGUGUGUGUGUCCUCGCGGCUAUCCAAAGCUUCCAGGGGCACAUCAUCGAGCUGUGCUGAAGCUUUUCCAUGGCUGCUGUGAUUAUCCGCGAAGUGAGAGCCCUGAACUUGCCAAAUUUCUUGGUCUCUUGGAGCCUUCAUGCAUCUACAGUGCUGCUGGUCAUCACGGAUGGACUGAGCGACAGUGCCGACGCCUGUGGGAUGCAUUGAGGGACAUGAAAGUCCUGGGAAGAAAUGGCUUCGUCAAGUAUGUGCCAAACAUCGAAGAUUCGAAAUUGAGAGAGGCUGUGGGAACCGUCUUGGAGCAAAGUGAGAUAGACUAUGCUUCUAAGAUGAUUUGGUUCCACAAGCUUCUGGCUGAGAUUUCAUCAGGACACAAGAACCCUGCGGGUGUUGUGCCAGAGUUCAUCCGAUUUCGAUUGCAAGGUCAUCUUUUCCAGGGAUCCAGCCUUGAGGAGCUCUUAGACCUUUGA
Symbiodinium natans is the source of this 3276-nucleotide messenger RNA. The record is from the annotation of a GenBank genome assembly. Lineage: Eukaryota; Dinophyceae; Suessiales; Symbiodiniaceae.